Messenger RNA from Lycium barbarum (goji berry), 1689 nucleotides. RefSeq lists its product as uncharacterized. The transcript has a single exon. NCBI's taxonomy places the organism in Eukaryota, Viridiplantae, Streptophyta, Magnoliopsida, Solanales, Solanaceae. Bases 540 to 1193 code for a protein of 217 amino acids. The record is from RefSeq and is a predicted model, not a curated record.
UAUGUGGGAGUGAAAUGAAAAUUGUCAUCCUUCAUUUCUAAUCAUGGGAUUGAGUCGGGUCACCAGAUCAGUCAUGAGUUACUAUGCACAGUUUCUAAAAUUGUGGAGGUCCUAGUCCAUGUGGCCCAUCUUGGUAGCCCAUUAGAAGCAAAAAAAGAAGAAAAGUUUGGGCGUAUGAAGCAAGUAAACCAUUCAUGUGAAGGAACUCAUUCAAUCUCCUUGUCGUCUUUGCUUCCCUUUCUACACUCUUGCUAGCCGGCCAAACUUCCAAUUUUUUUGGCAGAUUUCCAUAAUAAAUUCUCAGUUAAUCACUCUUCUUACUUAUAAAUUACUUCAAUCUUCUAACUUUAUCUAAUUAAAUCCCCCAAUCAACUAUCCAUCCAAAUUCCAAUAUCCACCGACAGUUCCCAAUCUCUUUAUUGAAUUUGGGAAGAUGGGUCGAUCUGAUUCUCUCAAUCUUCAUUAACCCAGUUUUAAUUUUCAUUAAAGAUUGAGUCUUUCGUAUUCCCCAGUUACAAUCUUGAAUUUAUUCAACCCAAAUGGUCUAUUUACAUAACUCAAUUCCUCCAACAGACCCAAAAUUAACCAGAACCAAAUCCAAGAAUUCAACUUUACCCUUUGUGAAAUUGAGGCAAAUAAAAAAGAACAUGUCAUCAAGUGAUUGUGAACAGUCUCACUCAGCUAUCAUUGAUGUAGUCAUUUUGAUUGCAGUGGUUGGUGCUUCUGGGUUUUUGUUAUAUCCUUACAUAAAUCUUUUGGUGCAAACACUAUUUGAAUUUCUUGAAGAAGUAUCUUAUGUGGUUAAAGAUGAAAUUUUUCGGGCUCCAUUGGUGUUUAUAUGUCUAGGACUUAGCAUUUUGUUUGCUGUAAUAGCUCUUUUGGCAAUGACAGUAUGUACAACAGGCAAAGGAUGUGGGAAACCAGGUUGUCGUAGGCUUAGAAAAGCUGCUGAAUUUGAUAUACAGUUAGAGACAGAAGAUUGUGUUAAGAAGACAAAUUUCAGUGCAAAAAAUGGAGUUAAAAAGGGGAUGUUUAAGUUGCCUAGAGAUCAUCAUCAAGAAUUGGAAGCUGAGCUUAAAAGAAUGGCUCCACCUAAUGGAAGAGCUGUUCUUGUGUUUAGAGGCAGGUGUGGUUGUUCUAUAGGUACAAUGGAAGUUCCUGGACCAAGGAAAACUGGAAAGUUCAAGAAAUAAUAAUAGGAAUCAUAUUGGAUAUUGUAAUAAUAAUCAGAUGAUUCCUUUUGUGGGUGAUCUUCUCUGAAAAGCACUAUACCCUUUUAUAAGCUUAUAUACAUGACUAUAAUGGAUUAAAUAAAAAAGCUUUAUUUAUGAUUUUAGUGUUUUCUUUCUAAAGUAUUGUUAAACUCGUGUUAGUUGUUACUAUUGUGUUGCUAUUUGCUUUAUUCUGAUGGAUAUAAAAGGGCAGCCCAGUGCACUCCUGUUAUGCGCGAGGUCCAAAAAGGGUCGGACUACAAAGUACGCAGCCAGCUUUACCUUGCAUUUCUGCCAGAGGUUAUUUUCACGGCUUGAACCCGUGAUCUCCUGGUCACAUGGCAGCAACUUUAUUCUGAUGAGUAUAUUCUGCAAUUAGACUUCAAUGCGUAGUGCUUUUCCUGGUUGUCUCAAAAAAAUUCAUUGGAUUCUAUUUCUCAUAUCAAGAUCAUAUUUUUGGAUCGGCUAGGUUCCUCAA